Messenger RNA from Didymosphaeria variabile, 216 nucleotides. RefSeq lists its product as uncharacterized. Lineage: Eukaryota; Fungi; Ascomycota; Dothideomycetes; Pleosporales; Didymosphaeriaceae. The transcript has 2 exons. The coding region runs from base 1 to 216 and encodes 71 amino acids. The record is from RefSeq and is a predicted model, not a curated record.
AUGUGCUCCUACACCUACUCGUGGUACUACUGCAACCACGACUACUAUAUCUGGGCCAACAGCAUCGAGAUCUGCCACAACCGCCUCCUCUCAGGCUACUCCUAUGACGCCUGGAGCAUAGACAUGUGCAAAAACACGACCGUCGAAUGUGGCGGCUUUUCCAACUAUACUACUGCCACGAGUGCAGCGAAGACAUCAGCCUUGAGUUCGAACUAA